AUGGAACUACAACUCCCACCUCCCCUCUCCUCAAUCCCCCGAGCCCCCCUCCUCCUCGGCCCCUCCCCAAUACACCCCCUCCCCCGCAUCUCAGCAGACCUCGCCCCCUCCAAAAAUACAACAAUCUACGCCAAACGCGACGAUCUCAACUCCGCCUACGCCUACGGCGGUAACAAAACCCGCAAACUCGAGUACCUCCUCGCCGACGCACUCGCCAACUCAGCCGACACCCUUGUGUCUAUCGGCGGCGUGCAGAGUAAUCAUACGAGACAGGUUGCUGCGGUUGCUGCGCGCUCUGGGUUGAAGGCUGCGCUUGUGCAGGAGAAAUGGGUUGAUUGGGAGGAUGAUGGUUAUGAAUCUGUGGGCAAUAUUCAGUUGUCGAGGUUGAUGGGGGCGGAUAUUAGACUUGAGAGAGAGGAGGGGUUCGGUAUUCAGCAUAAGGGGACUGUGAAGGGGGUGUUGGAGGAGAUUGAGAAGAGUGGCGGGAAGCCGUAUUAUAUUCCUGCUGGAGCGUCGGAUCAUCCGCUUGGUGGGCUUGGGUUUGUGCGGUGGGCGUUUGAGGUGAGGCAGCAGGAGAGGGAGAUGGGUGUUGAGUUUGGCACGAUUAUUGUGUGUGCGGUGACGGGGUCGACGUUUGCGGGGAUGAUCGCUGGGUUCAAGUUGGUUGAGAAGCUUGAGCCUGAGCUGGCGAAGAAGAAGGUCAUAGGGAUUGAUGGGUCCGCGACGCCGGAGCAGACCAAGGCGCAGGUUUUGAGGAUUGCGAGGAAUACUGCGGUCAAGAUUGGGUUGGGGGAGGAGGAUAUUGCCGAGGAGGAUGUUAUUCUGGACGAGCGGUAUCAUGCGGGGACUUACGGUAUUCCUGAUAAACAGACUUGGGAGGCUAUGGAGUAUGCUGCGAGAAUGGAGGCGUUCAUCACGGAUCCUGUCUACGAGGGUAAGAGUUUCGCGGGUAUGGUGGACAUGGUUCGAAAGGGUGAGAUUCAAGGCAAUGUUCUAUAUGCUCAUCUGGGUGGGCAGUUAGCUUUAAACGCUUACUCCCAGUUGGGUCAGACUAAGUAG
Molecule: messenger RNA, 1059 nt
Organism: Aspergillus ruber CBS 135680
Lineage: Eukaryota; Fungi; Ascomycota; Eurotiomycetes; Eurotiales; Aspergillaceae
Product: putative 1-aminocyclopropane-1-carboxylate deaminase
Exons: 1
Coding region: 1-1059 (352 amino acids)
Biological process (GO): amine catabolic process
Molecular function (GO): D-cysteine desulfhydrase activity; 1-aminocyclopropane-1-carboxylate deaminase activity; pyridoxal phosphate binding
Source: RefSeq, a predicted model, not a curated record